Camponotus floridanus (Florida carpenter ant) is the source of this 1063-nucleotide messenger RNA. RefSeq names its product proto-oncogene tyrosine-protein kinase ROS-like. The coding region runs from base 36 to 818 and encodes 260 amino acids. Gene Ontology annotation, biological process: positive regulation of kinase activity; regulation of TOR signaling; protein phosphorylation. Lineage: Eukaryota; Metazoa; Arthropoda; Insecta; Hymenoptera; Formicidae. Gene Ontology annotation, cellular component: membrane; signaling receptor complex. The transcript is spliced from 3 exons. Gene Ontology annotation, molecular function: ATP binding; transmembrane receptor protein tyrosine kinase activity. The record is from RefSeq and is a predicted model, not a curated record.
GCAGAGGUAAUAAUGAACAAUUUUUGUCUUCAACAAUGAUCGAUAUGGAAUUGGUGAAUCUUUAUGAACCUUGGCGAAAUACUCAAUUCAUGAUUGAUAAUUCUACGUUACAUUAUAAUCCAGAUGAAUGUGCGGUAACCAUAGUCGCACGUAAACAGAUUACAUUUACAAAACUUCUUGGAAGCGGCUCAUUCGGAAAGAUGUUUCAAGGAAAUGUGAAGAACUUAGAAAGAUCAGGCACAGAGAUAUCCGUUGCAAUAAAAACGCUUCGGAAAGAUGCUUCUUCCCAUCAGAAAAAGAAUUUGUUAGAGGAAGCCAAGCUUAUGAAUCAUUUUCGACACAAACAUAUAUUAAGGUUGUUGGCCGUUUGCUUAGAUGGAGAUUCUCCGUUAUUAGUGUUGGAAUUGAUCGAAACAGAUCUGUUACAAUAUUUAAGAGAUUGUCGAAAUUUGGAAGCGUCAGAUUCGCCUGCUCUGCGUUUGCAGGAUUUACUCGCCAUGUGCGAAGAUGUUGCGCGAGGUUGUUGCUACUUGGAAGAGUUGCGUUUCGUACAUCGAGAUCUAGCGUGUCGCAAUUGUUUAGUAUCUUCGAGAAAUCGAGAGAAUCGUGUCAUCAAAAUUGGAGAUUUUGGACUAGCUAGAGAUAUCUACAAAGAUAAUUAUUAUCGCAUGAAAGGAGAACAUUAUUUUCCUAUUCGCUGGAUGGCACCCGAAUCUUUGAUGAUUGAAAUAUUUACUUCUCAAAGCGAUGUUUGGUCAUUUGGGGUAUUAAUGUGGGAAAUUACAUCGUUGGGUGAGAAACCUUAUGGACAAGAAUGAUAAAGAAGUGAUAUAUUAUGUACGUGUUGGAAACAGGUUGCCGAUGACUCUUAACUGUCCGUCACCAUUGUAUCAGUUGAUGCUACGUUGCUGGAGUGCAGCGGAUGCUAGACCAAAUUUCAAAUUUUGUCUGGAAAAUAUUAUAGCAUUAAGAAAGAACAUGGAAGAUGCCUUACUGAGUCCAGUCGAUACUAUUUAGAAAUAAUUAAAUUAAUAUUUAUCUUAUUUUCCAAACGAUUCAAUAA